Messenger RNA from Quercus robur (English oak), 1126 nucleotides. RefSeq lists its product as uncharacterized. The transcript is spliced from 2 exons. The coding region runs from base 58 to 918 and encodes 286 amino acids. Lineage: Eukaryota; Viridiplantae; Streptophyta; Magnoliopsida; Fagales; Fagaceae. The record is from RefSeq and is a predicted model, not a curated record.
ACAGGAGCUGAAGAAUCUCACAAAAAAAAAAAAAAAAAAAAAACAAAAAUUACAGAUAUGGCGAGCAACGUUAGAGAAGCCCGAAGAAGGAAGAUUAUGGAAAGAGGAUCCGACCGUUUAGCACUCAUUACGGGUCAGAUCCAAUCCCUUCCUUCUUCUUUUUCUCACGAAGAAAUUACAACCGACUCAGACAACCCUUCAUCCCAGCCGUUGAUUUCCCACACCGCCGCCGUUUCUCCUCAUGGUGAGGAUGAAGGAUCUGGUUCAUUCAUGGUAAAACAUGAUCCCAUCACCGAUGCCUGUCAGACUGAUGCUGAUAUUGGUGAAAGCAAUCUAGCACCUCCCUUACGCAAAUGUGAGAUAAGCGAUGAAGCUUUAGGAGCCCGUGCUUCAGAAUUCAAUGGCAAAGCACAGUCACCUCUGGUCUCAUCAAUAGAUCAAAACUCAUCUGCUUCUACUUUGAACUCAGAACAGCAUUUAGAGCAGCAAAGACCACAGCAUAGAUUUUUCACUCCAAAUCAAAUAAGUUCUGCCAUUGCAUCAUCAGAGCGUACCCGCUUCUUGUGUUCUGUAACUGUAGCCCUUUUAGUUGUGUUAUCCUAUCUAGGGUUUCCUUUACUAGGCAGCUACGUCAUAAAGAGCAUGUUAAGCUUUAGGCCACUUUACCUACUUUUGCUAACCAAUGUGACGAUUGUGCUUGCACGACUUCUUGUUGAUAAACAAACAGGUUUUGAAAGGGCAGCCAGAGAUGAAAACGAAACCACCUCACUUAAUGGAUAUGGUUGGGCUGAACAAGUAGGUAAUACUUUAGAGACAGGUCUGGUGAUGCAGAAGGCUCUCGAUGCCAUUUUCAUGGAUUGCAGUGUCUAUGCAAUAAUUGUCAUUUGUGGACUCUCCCUCGCGUCUCUGUUUAGCUAAUCAGCUGGUAUAUUUUUGUUUGUCUGUUUUCAUUUAUACCAAUUCAUGUCAUUUUACGAAUAGAUCCUCAAUGAAAUUGGCCAACUUUUUCUUGAACAAUUUCUCUUUAGUGCACGAGUUUCACAUGUACUUGCUUUUUUUAUUCAUGGUGUGUAGUGAAUUGAAUACACAUUUUCAGAAUGAAGGAAUUGGUCUGCAUUAAGCGUAA